AUGCUUCUUUAUGUCCAAGACCUUCAUAAAAGGGGUGAUUCUCAUAAAAGGCUUGAUCCUAUUGAGGGAGAAAAUUGGGGACAACAGAUGGAUUACCUUUGCAUACGUCUUCAACUCUGUCGGUUGGAUAGAGUUACGUUACUUCAACAUUAUUAUCAAUUAGGAGAAAGGAUGGCUAUUUAUAAUUGGAAUACUUACGCUAGACAAGAAAUGAAAGACCGGUUUACCUCUGGGAAAUAUAAAAAGGCUGUAAGAACUGCUCGACGGAUUUACGCCCUUUAUAAGAUUCGUGGUGUUCAUAAUUUACUAGUAUCUGAUUAUAUCUCAGCCCAUGCGAUACUAGUAAUGACCAAAGAAAAUUUUGAAUUAUUAUUGGAGGAAGCCACAAAGGGACGGGACGAAGAAAUGGAACUAUCAUCUG
This is a messenger RNA of Racocetra fulgida, 421 nucleotides long. The record is from the annotation of a GenBank genome assembly. NCBI's taxonomy places the organism in Eukaryota, Fungi, Glomeromycota, Glomeromycetes, Diversisporales, Gigasporaceae.